AUGACAUGUGGACAAGGACGUAUCUCUUUGUAUUCGGCCAAGGUAAAUAGUACUUCUGAUAUUCAACAGGCCGUUCGGUUUGCUCGAGACCAUAACUUGCGACUCGCCAUAAAGAAUACUGGCCAUGAUUUCCUUGGGCGUUCGACAGCCCCAGAAUCUUUACAGAUCCUCACACAUGACAUGAAACAUAUCGAAUUGGUGGAUAACUUUGUCCCAAGUGGAGCACCAAAGAACAAGAACGAAGGCUCAGCGGUCCAUCUCGCGGCUGGAGUACAAUUGCCCGAGCUAUAUGCUGCAGUUGGGCGCCACAACCGCACGGUAAUCGCCGGAUCAAGCCAUAGUGUCGGUGCAGCUGGCGGAUAUAUUCAGGGAGGAGGACACUCACCUUUUGGGGCCUGGAAAGGAUUGGCCUCAGACAACGCGUUGGAAUUUGAAUUGGUGGUCGCGAACGGAAGCCUGGUGACUGCCAACAUGUAUCAGAAUACCGAUCUCUUCUGGGCCUUGCGUGGCGGCGGCGGCGGUACCUUUGGCGUGGUCACCAGAGCUACAAUUAGGACCUUCCCCGAUGUGCCGGUGGUCGUCUAUAAUCUGAACGUGACAGCUCCCGCUAACAAUCCCCAAUUCUGGGAUGCUUGGGAGAAAUGGCAUGCCGCCCUCCCCUUUCUAAACGCUGCCGGAGGCUCAGGCUACUACUUCACCUUGCCCAAUCUGCCAUUGAGUCCAAAUACGAGUGUCUCCACUAUGUACUCUCUCCUCAUGUUUCCAGAGAAGACCAACGCCACCGAAAUUCACCAGCUUUAUCUGCCACUCCUUUCGGAAUUGCAGAAAAUAGUAGGCGUGACAACUGAGAAGGUGGCAAUUCCUUUGCCAAGCAUCAAGUCCACGGUAUUUGGCGUUCUCUUGGAUGGCCCACCUCAUGACAGCACAGGAGGCAUCUCUAUGCUCGCAUCCCGCCUUUAUUCAAAGGACCUUCUGCUGUCUAAAGAUGGCCCAGCUCGACUGACAAGCGCCUGGAAGAGUAUUGGAUGGGCCCCAGGUUCAACGAUCGUGGGCCACGUUGUCGCUGGCGGGGCUGUUGCGGCCAACGGCGAGAAAAUCGACAGUGCUGUGAACCCGGCGUGGAGAAAAACAGUGACGCACUUACUUUUUGGCAGAAGCUGGGAUGCCACUGCGACUCUGGCGGAGCAGACAGUCAUUAUCAGGAAUAUGACCGCAGUACAGAUUCCCAUUCUGCGGUCUGUCGAGGGAGAAGACCAUAUGGGGGCCUAUCUGAACGAGGCGAAUGCAUAUGAGCCAGGGUUCCAGAAAUCAUUCUGGGGCGACAACUAUUCCCGUUUGUACAGUAUUAAGCAGAAAUGGGAUCCCAGUGGGCUGUUUAUAGCUCGCAAAGGAGUGGGUAGCGAGUACUGGGACGAUGCGGGCUUGUGUAUGAUUGAGAGGCACAGUAGCUCUCCAGUCAGUGAAGAACCUCGGGAACGGCCGUUGGGAUUUUAG
Penicillium longicatenatum is the source of this 1494-nucleotide messenger RNA. RefSeq names its product FAD-dependent oxidoreductase. Gene Ontology annotation, molecular function: FAD binding; oxidoreductase activity. NCBI's taxonomy places the organism in Eukaryota, Fungi, Ascomycota, Eurotiomycetes, Eurotiales, Aspergillaceae. The record is from RefSeq and is a predicted model, not a curated record. The coding region runs from base 1 to 1494 and encodes 497 amino acids. The transcript is spliced from 2 exons.